Messenger RNA from Parnassius apollo (apollo), 930 nucleotides. The record is from the annotation of a GenBank genome assembly. Lineage: Eukaryota; Metazoa; Arthropoda; Insecta; Lepidoptera; Papilionidae.
AUGAAGAAAUACAAAAGAAGGCCAAAGAAAGAUCUGCACGUUACUAUGAGAAAAAAGAGCACCUAUGCUGAAGAGCACAAACAAGAAUUACGGAAUAAAUGGAAGGAAGAUCAGAAAAAAGCAAAAGAUGCAAAAAUGGCAUCACAAAAUGAACCGGGUACGGCACAUACUUCAAAUUCCAAGCAAGAUAAUAACCAAUUAACUUGCCGUAAUAUGCAACGCCGAAUUGAAUACAGACUGGAACAAGAAACUGCACAACUGAGAUUACUUACUUAUAGUUUCAAAAGUCUUCGGAAAAAAACGAAUAGACAACAAAAGAAAAUAGACAAGAUGCAGGCAGAUUACGAAAAUUUAUUAACUAGAUUAAUCACGUCAGAUGAAACAAAGGACACAUAUACGCGAGAAUUAGAAGAGAAAACACCGAGGAAAGAAGUAACAGAGUUCAUAAAUAAUAAAAUACCUAACAUUGAAACUCCCAAAAAAGAAGAAGUUAAGAAGAAACUACUAGAACACGAUGUACUAACGAAGUCACUAAAAUUACAAUUCCAAACUGCUAACAAUACUGAAAAGAAUGUUUUGAGAAAAGUUUUGGAUAACAACAUUGUGAAAAAAUAUAAACUGAAAACAAGAUUAAGAACCUCCCUGGGAUUUAAGAGUAAUUUCAAAAACUACCGUCAUCAGAAGACCAGAACCACUGCAUUGCAAAAGAAAAUUGAAUGUUUUUUUAACAGAGAUGAUGUUAGCCGCACCAUUGCAGGCAAAAAAAGAAUACAGAACCUUCAAAAAAGUUACACGCCAAAAAAGAUAUUUGCUAGACAAACUAAUCGUACUUCACAGAAAGUUUAUCGCAGAAGAGGUCCAAAUAAGUUUCAGUACUUUCAAAAAGUACCGCCCGUUUUACGUACUUUCUCCAAAAAUCAAGGAUUGUGA